AUGACUAGGAAGUCAAAUUCUUCCAAAAGAACCAGAUCAAAGGUCGAUGCUGACAAGACAGUCAUUAAUGAUACCAACCAUCAUCAGAAUACAGUGAUUGCAAGUAUAGCUUUAACACUGGCUCAACAGCAACCACUGUCGUUGCCUCAAUCUCAAUCUCAAUCUCAAUCUCCAAUGGGAUCAGGCAGCUUCGAAGCUCAAGAAGAAGAAGAAGAAGAAGAAGAAGAAGAAGAAGGGAACAUACUUUCUGAUCAGAAAGAACGAACAAGCAUGGAUAACAUUGAGAAUGACAAUAGCUACUCGAAUUUGGCAAAAAUUGAUAACAAACAAGAUGAUGAGGAUGAUGAAGUGGCAGGACAAUAUAAAAAAGAUAAAAAUGAGAACAAUUCUUCUGAAGCAGGGUUUAAUCAGAAGGAUUUACCAACAGGAGACGACCAUGAUCCGAUACAAGUAGAAAAGAAACAAGCCAAGAGUUCAUGGGAACUUGCACAGAGUUCACAAUGUACUCAUUCUACUAUGGAUCGACAGGAUUGGAAAGCUCUAGGUCUCUUGACCGCUCUUGCUUUAGUAGUACGCCUGUGGCGGAUUGACAGGCCUGGUGAGGUUGUGAUGGACGAAGGGCAUAUGGGCAAAUAUGUGAACGCGUAUCUGAAUGGCGAGUUUGCAUUUGAUCGACAUCCUCCUCUUGGAAAACUAAUUUUGACUGCCUUCAGCUCUCGAGUUGGCCAUUAUGACGGUUCGUUUGAUUUCAAAGAGAUUGGCGACGACUACCCUAAGAAUCUUCCAUUUGUAGCCAUGCGUUCAGCCAUGGCUCUCUUAGGUGCAUUGUGUGCACCCAUUAUCUUUAUGACCGUACGAGCCAUGGACCAAAGUAUCUAUACUGCUGUGCUCGCGUCCAUCUUGAUUACUUUUGACAAUGCAUUGACAGCAAACAAUCGGCUAAUGACGCUGGACGCCCCACUCUUGUUUUUCACUGCGCUCACAUUCCUCUCCUGGAGCAUGUUUACUAAGCAACAGUCUCUCAGGCCAUUCAGUUCUCACUGGUGGACAUGGCUCUCCAUUACUGGUCUCUCACUCUCCUGUACAGUCUCUACAAAAUCCAAUGGCUUCUUAUCCUUUGUCAUGAUCGGCUUUUUGUCCUGUCAACAGAUGACCCAACUGGCUUUCUCUCCAUUCAUCACUCUUUCAUCUUUUAUUCGACAUUUCACAUCUCGAGCUCUCCUUCUCUUCAUUAUCCCAGCUUUGAUCUACAUUCUUCUUUUCCAUAUCCAUUUCUCGUUUCAACGCAAUCAACCUUCUCUCUUGCCCGGUAGUGGUAGAGAUCCUGGUCGGGUCGAUUAUGAUUUCAACCUACUUUCAUAUCCAUUCCGAAAUUCAUUGAUCCGCCAAAAGGGCUCCCCUUCAUUAGAAGGUCCUCCUAAUGGAACAUUCCUCGGAAAUAUGGAUCAUAUCCUUGAGGACAAUCAUUACAACAAUAUCAGCAACGGUGAUGAUGACGAGAGUGAAUAUUUAAUAGACCCGAUUUGGAAGGAUGUCUACUACGGAUCAGUGGUUCAACUUCGAAGUGAGAUUCGUCCACCAACUUAUCUCCAUUCCUUCAACCUGAUUUGGAGAGGGGGCUCGAAACAACAACAGGUAGCCGGGUAUGAAUACCGAGAUCCGAAUACACGUUGGAUCAUGAGUCUCGCCCUUCCCUUUAAACAAAAGAUCGUCCAAGCCAAUGGGAAAGAAGAGAGUCAGGAAGCAAAACAACAGAGGAAGAAACUAAACGACAUGGCUCAGAUUCCAGAUCGAUUACGCAAGGUCCGUCAUGGCGAUAUAAUCAAAUUACGGCAUGUCCCCACUCGAAAAUGUCUCCAUUCACAUAAUGUGAAAUUACCGAAUACAAUGGCUCAAAAGGGCAAGAAGAACCGGUUCUUUGAAGUGUCGGCGUAUGGCUUAACGGGGGAUCGGGAUGGUGACUCAAAUGAUUGGUGGAUCAUUGAAGUUGUGGAUAGUGAGCGAUGGGCUAAGAUGCCCAAGGCCUCGGCUUCAGCUCCACCGUUUGAACAGGAUCCGAAUGAUAAGGGUGUUGAUAUCAAGGUGAAGGCUUUGGAAACUACGUUCAGGUUGCGCCAUCAUCAACAGAAAUGUUAUUUAUCAGUGAUGCAUGACGAAGUGCCAGAAACCCAAAAGGGCGGUCGAGGUAGACGAGUGUUGGGUUGUGUCAAGGAUGCCAAGGUUAACGCGCGGAGUACCUGGCGCAUCACUUUGAAUGAUCAUGACUACUUGCCAAUGGAUACAGAACUUGCCUCCUAUCCCAAGCUGUCGUUCUUCAAGAAGAUGACAGAGUUGCACCUAUUAAUGUGGACAAAGCCUCGAGCAUUCGAGACCACUUCUUCAUACUCAGAUGAAUCCAAAUCAUCACCAUCAUCACCAUCAUCGUUUUCAGUCCAGGAUAAUCCCCGUUAUUGGCCAUUAGCUCCACUCUUAGGUCAUGAGAGUAAGAUACCACUCUGGCGAAAGCACCUGCCUAGUACUGAGGAGGGAUAUCAUCAAUUCCAAGAGAUAGCAUUGGUUCCAAAUCCAGUUGUCUGGUGGGCAGGUGCUUUGGGCAUUAUUACCUAUUUGGCAGUUCAGACUUUGAUCACCCUGAGAGAGAAGCGUGGCUAUGUGGACCAAAGAGUCAUGCAUGACUUCAAGAAUCGUGAACUUGUCCAUGUUAGGAUGCUUUUUGCGAUCUGGUCGAUUCACUUUCUCCCAACUAUUAGUAAUAGAACCAGAACCCCUUCUUCUCCUUCCCCUUCCCCUUCCCCUUCUCCUUCUCCUUCUCCUUCUAUUUUUACCUCUAUGCGACUUGGUCUCGUAGCCGCAUUCUCUAUCCUUACAAUCAGUGCCUUCUUCAACCAUUCUCCACUCACCUAUGGUGGUCCGUCUCUUCACAGACUCACUGGUAACGUCGAGGCAUCAUCACCGCCUGUACGACUACCCCGCUCCAUCCAACGAGACCGUCCUCCAGUCCUGGAGACCCGCUAUCCUCCUAAACAACAAUCCUUACCAAUGGAACACCUAUUCAUCACUCCGACUCAAUGGCCACCUCAACUCGGAGAUUUCAGUCGCCAGAAGGGGAAACCGAAUCCAUACCAACAACAACAAUUCCAUCCAAUCUUUAUGGAGACCCCGAGGUCGAAACAAGAGCAGGAGAAGCUGCAACCGAAACAACAGGGGUCAUUGCAACAACAAAAAGUCAAAACCAAUAUUAAUAUCGACGCUAAUCAAACCAUACAGGAUUCAAAACCUGAUUUGUCUUCCAAACUGAAAGGGAAAGAAAUGGGAAAACAGGCAUCCAUACAUGUGGAUAAAGUUCCUGGUUCUGACAACCAGCAACAGAAGCAGCCGCAGCCGUAG
Molecule: messenger RNA, 3387 nt
Organism: Lobosporangium transversale
Lineage: Eukaryota; Fungi; Mortierellomycota; Mortierellomycetes; Mortierellales; Mortierellaceae
Product: Dolichyl-phosphate-mannose-protein mannosyltransferase-domain-containing protein
Exons: 8
Coding region: 1-3387 (1128 amino acids)
Biological process (GO): protein O-linked glycosylation
Cellular component (GO): membrane
Molecular function (GO): mannosyltransferase activity
Source: RefSeq, a predicted model, not a curated record